CAGAUAGAUAGAUAGAUAGAUAAUUAGUUUGAUUUACUGCAAAAGCUCUUCAAUCAAUAUAGAAUGGCUCAAGGUGUUCUGAAACUUAAGUCGAAAGGUGGUAUCUCUAGAGUUACUAAGAAAAGACAAAAUCCUAAAGCUGCAGCUCCAAAAGUCAUCAAAGCUAAGAAGACUCCUGCAAAGAGUGCUCAAACUUUUACUAAGGUUCAUCAAAGUCAAUUAAUCUCAUCCACUGAAAAGUUGAUUGCUAGUAGAGUUGGUCAUUUGGAAUUGAUUAAGGGUUCUAGAAGACAAAUCGAAAGACAAGAAAAAGAAAAAGCUAAAAAGAAGGCUUCAUCUUCAUAGACUAAUAUUUCAUAAUGGUUACCGUAAAGGAUAUACUAUCAAACUUUCCUCACAAAUAUGAAGCUGAAAAUCAACAGAAUAAUGAUUGGGAGAAAGCAAAGCUUGUAAGUAUACCGUAUGAAGGUGAACCUAUAAGUUGCAUUCCAGAAUUAACGGCAUUAGAUCCUGACUUGGCUUUACAGGAAGAAAAGAAAUCUCGUAAAACAAGAAGAAGAGGAUAAUAUCAAAAAUAUGUAUAAUAGAUAAAGUACGAAU
Molecule: messenger RNA, 600 nt
Organism: Scheffersomyces coipomensis
Lineage: Eukaryota; Fungi; Ascomycota; Pichiomycetes; Serinales; Debaryomycetaceae
Exons: 1
Coding region: 64-345 (93 amino acids)
Source: RefSeq, a predicted model, not a curated record